Didymodactylos carnosus is the source of this 1803-nucleotide messenger RNA. Lineage: Eukaryota; Metazoa; Rotifera; Eurotatoria; Philodinida; Philodinidae. The record is from the annotation of a GenBank genome assembly.
AUGAGUACGACAACCAAACCACAAAAUACAAAGAACAAUGCAAUAAAACGUAUUAUGAGAGAUCGCAAGGAAAUUUACAACACUCCAAUACCGGGGAUUGGGGUUGAUUGUCCGGACGAAAGUAAUCCAUUUAUUUUUCAUUGUAACGUUUUGAUUAAUGAUGGUCCAUAUCGUGGAAUUAUGAUUCAUUUAAUCCUUCAUAUACCCGAUGAUUAUCCAAUGACAGGACCAGCGGGCAAUAUUGCACCUGGAUUAGAGUUCGAUUCACGUUACCAUGGCCACAUACAUCGUGACGGAAGGAAUGGACAUGCCCUUUGUAAUGAUCUUCUGACAAACUAUGCGUCAUAUUUUCAAGCGGUAGAUCAUGGUGGUGCCAAAACAGCUAGUGGAUGGAGCCCCGGUUAUACAUUAUCAACAGCACUUUUGCAGAUUGUAACGUUUUUCGCCGAACCAGAUCUGAUUCAUCCUGCGUCUCUAAACAGUAUUGAUCAUUUGCAUAACAUGGUGAAAACAUUUAAAUGUGUUGAUUGUGGUCAUUGUUUCGAAAAACCAAAUCCGCCCGUUUCAGAUUAUACCACAACAGCUGCUGACGAACAAGAAGAAGCACAAACAUUGUCGAAAGAAGAAGAACAAAGAUUAGAAAAUGAACGUAAGCGUGUAGCAUUUGAACGUGAAUUAUUAGAAAAAUUAACAUGUGGAGUAACAAAACAAAAUAUAAAAGACGAUAAUAUUUGUCUUGGUUAUCCACUGCUGAUUACCCGUGACAAGUUUGGACGAUUAUGGCCAGAAAUUAUUUUAGAGCUAAUCUCGUACGAUGCAUACGUAUCUGAGAUACAAAAAACUGGACAACAGAAAUUAGACUACUAUGAACAUUCUAAAUUUCGUUCAGUUACGGGAAAAGAUUAUAAUCAUUGGCUUCCCAUUUACAUUAACGAUAAUCAUUUUGAACGAGGUCGAACAAUAAUACAAAACAGUAUUAGUGUUAUUCAUAACGGCACUGCGCAAGGUAGUCAAAAAUUUGAUUUUGUACCUCGUAUGGCACUAAAAGUGUUAACAACGCUAAUGAAUAAAGCAAGUGUUCAAUUGUUCAAUGGACAAAUGUACGAAAGUAAACAUGCUAUUGAAUCGUUUUGUCAUUUUUUACGUUUGUUGAUGCAUUUUAUCGAUACCUAUCCGGAACUGGAUAAUGAAAUAAAUUUGACUAUUGAAAAUUUUAAGAAAAAUUUACAGAGUCGUAAUAAGAAGGUUAUUCCAGAUAUAGGUGAAUUUUUAUUUCAAAUAGCCUUAUCUACAAAAUAUAAAUUAAACGAUAUCAAAGACUAUGUCUAUGAAGAGUAUUUUGCUCGACAAAUAUAUUGGAUUCAGCGGAAUGCUAAUGUUCCAAAUCUGUUAGAAAUACAAGCAAAACAUUUGCCCGACAUAUUCAAAGCCACCAAAGUAUCCAAUCAUUUAUUAGUAUUUAAUCUAGAAAUGACUGAAACAUUCAUAUUUUCUGGUGUAAAACAACGUCUUGAUAAAUUAUUUGGUUAUCCUCCUAAGAUUGUUAUUGAAAAAUUUCAAAAUCGUUUAAAAGCAAUAAAAACCAUUGAUAAAUAUUCUGAUUUUAUUGAUGCUAUUAAAUUAAAUAAUUUGAUCACAUGUCCAGAUGAUAUGUUAAAUCUUAUUAGACGUUCGGUAGACAUAUCCAAUAAACAAGGUUAUACAAAUAUACUAACGAUUGCUGAGCAACAAGAUCAAGCUUUUGAGCUACGACAAAAACAAAAUCAACAACAAAAUACAUAUUAUAGUAAAGGAAACAAAUAA